ACCAGUACUUUAAUAACUUCCCCAACGCCCAGCUUUUUUCUACCUCGAAGUAAGGUGUUGAAAAUGUACCGUUAMGCGUACGCUCGUACCGCUACUGCCACACACCAGGUGGGUAACAAACACUACCUGUGCGUACCCUACGUACCGUACCUCUAAAUCAAAAUCAGAAAUCCGAUUGACCAUCAAAAUUCGUUCAUUUUUCGUUUGAUUGCCUCCUCUGUCUCAAAGCAUAUUCUUGUUUCUGACAUCUUCUCCCAACCCGUUUGCUGAUAGCAGUUUUCCAAUAUCUUCCAACRCAACGAUGAUUCGGGUAAAAUCUUUCAUGAGCCGCUCAGUGGUAUGCUURAAUGAACCUUUUCCCUUCCGGUUAUAUUUGCUCGCGACAACAAUUGUUUUAGCCUUUGUAACGAUGGGGCCAUCGUGUCUUGGNGGAACGGUCCACAUGACUCUUCAACAGUUGCGAUAUCAGGCUUUUCGAUGAAAGUCGUGUUUGGGAUGUGCUGUAACGAGGGAGCUUCGAUUUUUCUCCUUUCCGUCUCUUGCUCAAACUCCUAGUUUUCAGAUAUUCACACCAGCGUGCCUCACAUACAUGAGGAAUGAGGACAGAAUCGUUCGUAUCGUUCAAUAUCGUAGACUACUACGCUACAUUACAGUAAGGGCACGUACAUUUCCAAUCCUCCGUGCAAAGAAACAAGUUACAGUAAAUUUUUUGGUAAUUCUUCGAAAAUGAAAGUCAGAGAGAAAAAUAUAUAUCAAUGUGAGCUCUAAUUGGUUCGUAACAUUACACGUGGAAGUAAUUCUAAUAAGGGGCAUUACCAUUGAUGAAUUACCAUUGAUGAAUUACCGUGUGGGUACCUGUAAUAAAAUAUACAAUAAUAA
Messenger RNA from Pseudo-nitzschia multistriata, 879 nucleotides. The record is from the annotation of a GenBank genome assembly. NCBI's taxonomy places the organism in Eukaryota, Bacillariophyta, Bacillariophyceae, Bacillariales, Bacillariaceae.